This is a messenger RNA of Cuscuta epithymum, 846 nucleotides long. NCBI's taxonomy places the organism in Eukaryota, Viridiplantae, Streptophyta, Magnoliopsida, Solanales, Convolvulaceae. The record is from the annotation of a GenBank genome assembly.
AAUGACUGACAAACUAGGCUAAUGUCCUAUGUACAAGAGUCUUAACAUGAAUAAAAAUAAAAGCUAACAAAAAUACACGGUGUCUGAAACAAAAUUCAACAUGAAGGGAGAAAAGUCUAAAAUUAAAUAGAGCUUUAAUCUGCAAGGACCACUAGAUCUUCAUGGAUUUUGGCGGGCAUGGACGCUCCAGCCCGCCUCUUCCCUAUUUUUUGUUCCAUCAAGAGCCAUGACAUCCUCCUAUGAGUGCUCUUGCUCCUGUGCAUCCCAGAAUUAAAGGACAACUUCCUUACCUCUUCAAAAGCGGAUUUGAAAGUAAAAUGCCCAUCAAGCUCCUCAUUCCAGAUUGUACAUCCAUUAGCAUCACAGGAGACAAGAGUAGAAGCCAAUUCAUGUGCAUCACAGAUUCUCCUCCAUAUAGGGGAAUCACUCACUUUAGGUCCAAGAUCACUCUAGGGACCAUUGGUGAACAUCAAAAGUGGAAGGAAGGUCCAAAAUCCCAAGACAAAAAUAAAGAUCCUGAAUUUUUGUGUUGUACCCGGUCGGGUACGACCUAUACCCGGUCGGGUACCUUGCUGAAAAAUCAAAUCGGAUCAAAUCCGGGAACAAGGCAUCAUGCGAGAAGAUUUUUAACCACAUUGGGGUGUCAUGCCCGAUCGGGUGACCGACAGACCCGGUCGGGUAUGUCCCAAUUUUCUGGCUUCCGGGAAGCUCUCUAAGUACCCAAUCGAGUGCCUUAAAAGCCUAAUCGGGUACACAACAUUACAGCUCCCAAAAGCCUAUAAAAUACACCCCAUUUUCUUCGCAUAAAAUAACCAAUUCACAUAUACUUUUUAGCUCAGUUUAGAU